This is a messenger RNA of Camellia sinensis, 1214 nucleotides long. The record is from RefSeq and is a predicted model, not a curated record. NCBI's taxonomy places the organism in Eukaryota, Viridiplantae, Streptophyta, Magnoliopsida, Ericales, Theaceae.
UCUCAAAGUCUUCUGAGUCGUUCGUUGGCUACAACAUCGUGAAGUUGAAGUCCAAAAACCAUAGCUUGCAUAUUAUUAUCUAUAAGUCUUCGAUUCAAGAGGGACAUAUAGUGUCUUGGGUGUUUUUGAAAAUCUUCAUCUUCAUCAGCUAGGGUUUCCUGGUUUUCGAGCUCUUCGAAGAUGUCAAUGGCGUCGCAAGAGCAUCUGGACAAGAUGCAGCUCCGCCAGAACUACCGUAACCUGUGGCACACCGAUCUCAUGGGCACCAUUCAGGCCGACACUCCCUAUUGUUGCCUUGCGUUUUGGUGUGGACCAUGUGUCUCAUACCUCCUCCGCAAGCGAGCUCUUUACAAUGAUAUGUCAAGGUACACCUGCUGUGCUGGGUAUCUGCCCUGUAGUGGUCGGUGUGGAGAAAGUAGGUGCCCAGAAUUUUGCCUUGCCACCGAGGUUUUCUUAUGCUUUGGAAACUCUGUUGCGUCAACCCGGUUUCUGUUGCAAGACGAGUUUAACAUACAGACAACACAAUGUGAUAAUUGCAUUAUUGGUUUCAUGUUCUGCCUUCAACAAGUUGCAUGCAUAUUUUCCAUUGUUGCAAUGAUUGUUGGAAGUCAGGAAAUUCAAGAGGCUUCUCAGAUACUGUCUUGUUUGGCUGAUAUGGUUUAUUGCACGGUUUGUGCAUGUAUGCAGACACAACACAAAAUUGAAAUGGACAAACGGGAUGGUAUGUUUGGGCCACCAUCAGUGAUGGCAGUGCCACCUUUCCAGCAAAUGUCACGCCUUGAUCAGCCAUACCCUCCUAGUGCUGGAUAUCCACCUCAACCGGCCUAUGGUUAUCCACCUCCUCAAGGUUAUCCCUCUUCUGGUUAUCAAAGGUGAUCAAUUCACUGCCUAGCGUAUUCCUUGUGAGAAAAAUCAUGUUGAAGUUACCCGUAUAACAAUCAUUGCGUAAUUGAACCAGACACUUCUGUCGUGUGUUGUUGUUUUUGUGAGAUGGGUAUAGCAACUGAUUUGUGUGUUUGCUUUUGCUUUUGCUUUUGCUUUUGCUUUUGAAUUAUAUUGAUUAUAAACAAAUAGUACUUCAAAGGUAGAUCUUUCUUGUUACCUAUUCAAUGUAUUUUCCUUCAAAUUCACAUAACAAUCAUAUAAUGCUUGCAUUUGGAUUUAUAUUUGAGUUCACAUAUAUAUACGGAUUUGCAAAAUUGGUUUUGAGAUAA